Aureobasidium vineae is the source of this 1242-nucleotide messenger RNA. The record is from the annotation of a GenBank genome assembly. Lineage: Eukaryota; Fungi; Ascomycota; Dothideomycetes; Dothideales; Saccotheciaceae.
AUGACCUUUACAACAGAACUCCGACCAAUGUCUCCCAACUCUGCCAUAAGUUCUCCGCCCACACCUCACAUCGCUUCUGGGACACAAACACCCGUCGGCCAACGAAUGGUCGCAGCGAGAAAAGCCGAUGGCUAUAGGUUAUUCUCAGACUUCAUCUCCUCGGACCCGCUACGGUCUACAACUAUCUUCCGACGUUUUGAUCGUCUCGCUAUGCGCAACCUACUCUACCUGGAGAGCGAACUGGCAGCACUAGAAAGCGAGGUCGAAAGAUUGGACAUGGAUCUGAUCCCCGAGACGAUGAUCAACCAUCUGGGAGAUUGGACUAUACUCAAGGCCGAGGCUGAAUAUGCGGAAGAGGAUACAACCGAGAACAUAUCCGAAGAAGAGGCCCGGAAACAAGAGUUGAUGAUAGCAAGGAUGAAAUUAGUAAAGAAGAUCAGGGUCAAGGUGAAAGAGUAUCAUGAAGCGCUGAAGUUGAUGAAUGAGAUACUUGCUCUCGAAAGACCAGAGCAUGAUGAUAUUGAAACCAACGGCCGUAUAUUCGUCCAACCGGAUGAUGACGAUUAUGACCCUGAUCAUUGGCAAGACAAGGCCGAAUCUCAUGCCAUUAUUCAAGGUGCAAUGUCAAUGCAUCUCUGCGAGGAGAACCGAAAAGACCUUUGCACUUUGGCGCCACAAGUAGAGCGAGAUCCCUUUACCCGUCUUGUCGAGAGCAAGCAUCAACUCCGCAGCAUGAUCAAAGACAAGACGACCGGUAUGACCAGUCUCUCCAAAUGGAAGCGCCUGAACAAGGUCAUCACCUGGAUUAGCGUAUGUGUUGUGGUGGCCUGGCUCGUCGGUGCCAUCCUGGGUUUGUUUUUCUGGGAGUCAAACACCGGCCGCCUCAUUUUGCUCAGCGUCACGACUAUGGGCUUUGCAGUUUCAAUUCUCUGGCUGACCACUGCACGACGACACGAUGUAUUCGCAUCUACGGCCGCAUACGCUGCUGUACUUGUCGUCUUUAUCGGGAGCACGCUUCAAGGUAAUGGAUCUCAGAGUGCUGCAAAUGCUACAUCGAGCAAGACACGAGCAACCAGAUAUCUCCAGCCCACUCGGACGUAUCUAACCUCUGGAUUUGGGACAGAGUACACCUCGAAUAACACUUAUGCUGUGACGCUGAUAGGUGGGAUGCUUGUUGUCACUAGCGUGUUACUCAGCGCGUUAUUGUUGCUGCAAUUAAGAAGAGGACGUAUAAGACUAUAG